Penicillium canariense is the source of this 1362-nucleotide messenger RNA. RefSeq names its product protein csn12 (gene csn12). Gene Ontology annotation, biological process: poly(A)+ mRNA export from nucleus; post-transcriptional tethering of RNA polymerase II gene DNA at nuclear periphery; transcription elongation by RNA polymerase II. Gene Ontology annotation, cellular component: transcription export complex 2. Gene Ontology annotation, molecular function: RNA binding; double-stranded DNA binding. The record is from RefSeq and is a predicted model, not a curated record. The transcript has 6 exons. NCBI's taxonomy places the organism in Eukaryota, Fungi, Ascomycota, Eurotiomycetes, Eurotiales, Aspergillaceae. Bases 1 to 1362 code for a protein of 453 amino acids.
AUGGAGCUAGCUAACCAGUUUAGACGCGCCUACAGCACCGCUUCAGGCCCAGACCUCGCUGCAGUCCUGACGCCAAUUGCGACCCCAAACAACCCACAUCGGCUGCACUCCUUCUACCAGUUCACAAAUAUCCAAUACCUCAACAAAGACCUCCAUACCAACCUAUUCCAUGGCAAGAGCCCGAAAGUGCCAAAACCCGAACAGAAUGCGUGGGUCGACAUCUUUGCGGCGUACUGGGAAGCAGUGGGGGAGGUGCUGAAGUGUGAGGACCGACACCCUGGAUCCAGUGCCGUCGCAAUCUUCACUGCCUGGAAGAAGCUUGCCAAUGCCCUUAUCAGAGGGUAUUCGGGCUCUUCUGGCCUCCCUGCCUGGACGCUGCCGUGCUUGUACACAGUCGGCAAAUUCCUGCGCACCUUUGCGAUCAAAGCCGAUGUCGAAGCAGCGUCGCAGGAUUCGUCGGGCUUCGGCUUCCAGGAUGAUCUUUCGGUGGAGGUUGAGAAGAAUGCAAACUUGGAGGAGGCGGCGCGAAUUAUGAAUCGAAUGUUUACUCUUUGUCUUAGCGACCGGGCGCCCAUCGAGGAAUCCCGCAAGUGGGGCAUCUAUGAAACUACCAAUCUGCUGUUCAAGACCUAUUUUAAGAUCAACUCCGUUGGCCUGACAAAGAACCUCCUCCGUGCCCUCAAUGCUCAAUCUGAUGACCUGCCGCCUCUUGAAGCGUUUCCAAAGUCUCAUAUCGUCACAUUUGAGUACUAUGUCGGAGUCAUACACUUUUUGGAUGAAAACUAUGCAGAGGCUGAGAAGCACCUGUCUACUGCGUGGAGGUUGUGCCAUCGUGGGGCCUUUAAGAACCGAGAGUUGAUUCUCACAUACCUUAUUCCCUGCCACUUGGUCACGAACCAUCACCUCCCCCGAAAAGAACUUCUCGCGCCCUUCCCACGGUUAGAGCAACUAUUCGGUUCUUUGUCGAACUGCAUUCGCAAGGGCGACCUUGUGGGCUUCGACCAGGCUAUGUCUGCGGGCGAGGCAGAGUUCGUCAAGAGGCGCAUCUACCUUCCGCUCGAGCGAGGGCGCGAUAUUGCGUUGCGCAACCUGUUUCGCAAAGUCUUCAUUGCUGGUGGGUUUGAAGAGGCCAAAGAUGGCCAGCCGCCUAUUCGGCGGACCCGUGUUCCCGUGGCUGAGUUUGCGGCUGCCCUGAGGAUUGGUACACAUGCGACAGGCCGGACACGGGUGGAUACUGAUGAGGUCGAGUGCUUGUUAGCCAAUCUCGUGUACAAGGGUCUCAUGAAGGGUUAUAUCGCGCGAGAACGAGGCAUAGUCGUUUUGAGCAAGAAUAACACCGCCUUCCCCGGCACCGGCGUAUAG